AUGAGCACAGCAACCAUGCAAGCAGUGGUCUAUGAAGGGCCAUUCAAUAUUGUUGUUAAGGAAAAGCCUAAGCCUGUAUUGAUUGAUGAAACGGAUGCCAUCCUUAAAGUGCACAUCGCGGGUGUUUGUGGGAGCGAUUUGCACAUGUAUCGAGGGCACCAAAAGACGACCACGGGACAUACUAUGGGACACGAGUUCAUCGGCACUGUUGAGAGCGUUGGGUCUGCUGUGUCCAGGUUCAAGGCUGGUCAAAAGGUCAUGUCUAUCUUCUCUCCCAUGUGUAUGCAAUGUUGGUUCUGCCAGCACGGACACACAAAUCGAUGCGUCAACGGUCCUUCUUUCGGAAGCAUGUCCUUGGACGGCGGACAAUCCGAAUACGUCCGCGUCCCUUUUGCCGACAGUACUCUUGAAUUCAUACCCAAGGAAGUUAGCGAUGAAAUGAUGAUCAUCAUGUGUGAUAUCUUCCCGACGGGAUACUACGGAGCCAUGAAAGCUAUCACAAAGCUGAUGCGCAACAAUGAUACAGCCGAUUCGAUCGCCGGAGGUGCGCUACACGCGCCGUCUGCCCUUCGUCCAAAUUUUCAGAAGAUCGCACUUGAUCAGCUAAUGGUUGUAUGUCUAGGAUGUGGACCCGUCGGACUCUGUGCAGUUCUCUCAGCAAAGGCCCUUGGCGCAGGCACCGUGUAUGCCGUCGAUUCAGUCGAUGAUCGUCUAGAAGAGGCUCGGAAGAUGGGUGCUCAACCGUUGAAGCUUGGAACAGAUGAUAUUCCGGAAAUUGUCAAAGCUGCCACAGAUGGUCGAGGAGCAGAUGCUGUGGUUGAAAGCGUGGGCAAUAAAUCAGCAAUGAGACUUGCCAUUGAUUUAGUUCGAGCUUGUGGUGUCGUUUCCUCGAUCGGUUUCCACCAAGGAGAGCUACCUUUCACGGCAUUUGAAGCGUAUUCUAAGAAUCUAGAUAUUAAUAUGGGGCGUGCAGCAGCCAGACCGGUCUUCGGCGAAUCAUUGACGCUAUUUGCUGAGAACCAGGACAAAUUUUCGGAUUUUAUCACCCAUCGCAUGCCGUUGGCAGAUGCACCGAUCGCAUAUGAGAUUUUUGAGAAACACCAGGCUCGGAAAGUGAUCCUGACGUUAUAG
Molecule: messenger RNA, 1131 nt
Organism: Penicillium cosmopolitanum
Lineage: Eukaryota; Fungi; Ascomycota; Eurotiomycetes; Eurotiales; Aspergillaceae
Product: alcohol dehydrogenase family protein
Exons: 4
Coding region: 1-1131 (376 amino acids)
Molecular function (GO): oxidoreductase activity; zinc ion binding
Source: RefSeq, a predicted model, not a curated record